CCAAUCAUUGUCACACAAAAAGCUAAACAAAAAGCCCUCAAAAAUCUGAAUUUGUUCUCAUUUUCGCUAAGCUAAUCCAUACCAGUAUUGCAAUGCCACCGCCAACAGCCUCCCUCUCCGUUUCUUCAUCUCCAUCUAUCUUCCCGCUCUCUUCUAUCGCUUCUUCUUCCAGUAAACCCCAAAUAUGCUUUUGCCCCAAUCCCACCAGAUUCACCGGUUUCGCUUCCCUCUCCAAACCCAAAUCCCAUCACCGCAAACUCACGCCGCUCUCCGCCGUUUCCAUCGAGAAAGAAACCAUGAUCUCCGAGCGCCCCCACACUUUUCUCCGCGAAACCGACGGUCAAGACGACGGAUCCGUCAGGUCUCGCUUCCAGCGCAUGAUUAUGGAGGUGCAGGACAGCGUGUGCGCCGCCCUCGAGGCUGUCGACGGAGCUGGGAAGUUCAAGGAAGACGCUUGGACGAGGCCUGGAGGCGGUGGGGGAAUUAGUAGAGUGUUACAAGACGGAGCGGUUUUCGAAAAGGCUGGUGUUAAUAUCUCCGUUGUUUAUGGGGUUAUGCCCCCCGAAGCUUAUAGGGCUGCCAAGGCUUCUGCCGCCGAUGAGAAGCCCGGUCCCAUUCCCUUUUUCGCCGCAGGUGUCAGCUCGGUUUUGCAUCCCAAGAACCCGUUUGCUCCAACAUUGCACUUUAACUAUAGAUAUUUCGAAACCGAUGCUCCUAAAGAUGCUCCUGGAGCACCUAGACAAUGGUGGUUUGGUGGUGGAACUGAUUUGACUCCAGCUUACAUCUUUGAGGAGGAUGUCGAGCAUUUUCACUCGAUACAAAAACAGGCUUGUGAUAAAUUUGAUCCAUCCUUUUAUCCACGUUUCAAAAAAUGGUGUGAUGACUAUUUUUACAUUAAGCAUCGGGGUGAAAGACGAGGUCUCGGGGGAAUAUUUUUUGAUGAUCUGAAUGACUAUGAUCAAGAGAUGCUUCUUUCAUUUGCCACUGAAUGUGCGAAUUCUGUGGUUCCUGCAUACGUACCAAUCAUAGAGAAAAGGAAGGAUAUCCCAUUUAAUGAGAGCCAAAAGGCAUGGCAACAGUUGCGAAGGGGCCGCUAUGUAGAAUUCAACUUGGUCUAUGAUCGAGGCACAACAUUCGGACUGAAGACCGGAGGUCGAAUCGAAAGUAUUCUUGUCUCUCUCCCUUUAUCUGCACGAUGGGAGUAUGAUCACAAACCAGAAGAGGGGAGUGAAGAAUGGAAAUUGUUAGAUGCUUGCAUCAAUCCUAAGGAGUGGAUCUGAUACUUCUGAUUGAGUUUCUUUCUACCCUUUCGAAAUUGUUAUAUGGUAGUGUUUCUAUGCAAGGAAGUUGUAUGUUAAUUCCAUGGUUUUGUUGUAUCAAAGUGAAGAUUUGUUCAUGUGAAUUCUUUGAAAGUGUUGAAAUCGAAAAAAUGAUUUCCCCCUGCAA
Molecule: messenger RNA, 1446 nt
Organism: Hibiscus syriacus
Lineage: Eukaryota; Viridiplantae; Streptophyta; Magnoliopsida; Malvales; Malvaceae
Product: oxygen-dependent coproporphyrinogen-III oxidase, chloroplastic-like
Exons: 8
Coding region: 93-1280 (395 amino acids)
Cellular component (GO): cytoplasm; chloroplast stroma
Molecular function (GO): coproporphyrinogen oxidase activity
Source: RefSeq, a predicted model, not a curated record